CAGAGCAUCAGACGUGCGCGUCUACCUGUAGAGUAAUCAUUAAUUACGCGAACACGUCUGUAGUUUGUAUAAGUUUGUAUAGUAGUUUUCGAAGAGGAAUACAUAUGUGAUCAUUCAUGUACAUGACCUGAUGUAUCGAUGAUUGACUUACGAAUGUUAAAGAAAAGAGGAAACAGUAGUUAUUAUCGCAGUAAUCUAAUAGAAGUAUAUACAGUUUGAAAGUCGAACGAUUUUCAUAUAAUGUUCUCGGCGAAGAGUAAUGUGAAAUCAACGUUACUUUGUGGGCCUGCGGAGUUCAGUAAAACUUUCAUGUUUGAGGUAGCAAUUUACUGGGCCGAAGAAGGACGCCGCGUCGUUUACAUUACACCGGCUCCGUUGGAAAGGCUGCCGGCUGGCUGUCACGACAGAAGUAAUCCAGCACCCGCGGCUUUCAAGCUGAUGAGAUUUAUGUACCUAGAAAACCACGAAGCUCUGAUGGAGCGACUUAAUGAACUGCACACCUUCCAUAUUUUGCCUUCCGUGCUCCUGUUCGAUGAUUUUGACGCGUACGUCAAUGAUCAUAAGGCGACCGGUGUGAUGCAUAGUGCGCACAUCGCCAGAACGUGUGCGGCGGUCCUCGACUCGAUUAACUCCUGCGCUCGAGUCCUAGACAUGGACGUGCACGUGUGUGCUUGGUCUUCUUCCGCGACGAAUGACAUAAGCACGUACACGAUUUACUUCUUCAAUAUCUGGAAUGUAAAGCAGGAAGAGGAAACCAACGAGAUAUUGUUAGAAAAAUGUGGGUUGGAAGCUUGCAGUAAAGAGUAUCCGUCUUAUAAAUUCUGCAAACUGAGGGACGAGACGAUAGUGUUAAAACAAAUUCUGUACCGUAUCUUUGAAGAACAAGAAAUAAAGGGAUAACAAACAAUUUAA
Messenger RNA from Ceratina calcarata, 912 nucleotides. RefSeq lists its product as uncharacterized. The record is from RefSeq and is a predicted model, not a curated record. Gene Ontology annotation, cellular component: Shu complex. Gene Ontology annotation, biological process: double-strand break repair via homologous recombination. Gene Ontology annotation, molecular function: single-stranded DNA binding. Bases 241 to 900 code for a protein of 219 amino acids. NCBI's taxonomy places the organism in Eukaryota, Metazoa, Arthropoda, Insecta, Hymenoptera, Apidae. The transcript is spliced from 5 exons.